UUAUCUUCCAGGGACGGGUGUUCAAUUGAGGCCAUGAUACAUCUCAACUCGUCUCUUUCGCUUGCAAGCUCGUCGCCCCCUCGCAUUAUCGAAGUUGGAACAGGCUACGCCGCAUUGAAGCAUUUUUUAACGAUCGGACAUUGCAUCCGCCGUGCCAGUGCAUUUCAUUGAGCCUUUGAUCAGACGUAUAUUGUGUGAAUUAACCCGCCAAUAAUAGUAGCACUAUGGAGGAAGAUAGGUCCAGACGGCCGAGAGCAAUUGUAGGUUCUGCCACGAUCAAUUUGUUGCAGUCCGAAGCGACCGGCGCCAGAGUUGUGACAGGGGGGCCCACGUCCCCAAAUCGUAGCUCUAGAGAGAGAACUGAGGCAUGGACGACCUCCCCUACAAGGCGAAUUUCGGGAGAAGACAUCCCUGGAGAAGGGAUACGACGACGUAGCACUGCUUUCUCACGACGUGCUGGAGGCGGUGUGCCCAGCUUAACAGCGCGGACCUCACUGGCCGAGAGAACGCAGGGAAAGUUUACCAUGGCUGGCCCUGACGAGACGCCUCAGUUGCGAACUGCCCAUGAACCAUUUGUUCAGCCAGGCUACAGUGAUCUCAAUCCAUCAUAUGACCAGCCAGCCAACACAAAGCCUGUAUGGAGUUUGGCCAAGCCGUUACCACGCGUAGUGCGGCCAGGCAUGGUGCCAACCAAGGACGAGCUGUUGCAAGCUCGUGCAAAUGCACAGCUCCCCGCUGAGAAUUCACAGAAGCUAGGCCUUGACGUUGAUCCCAACGAACUCGAGCAGGGUCGGAUUGAUAAGACGGCAGAUCCGCGCAAGAUGGCUGCCCAGGUUAAGGAUGCUCGAUUACAGCGUGAGACAAACUUCAUGAAUAAAAUUCUUACCGGUGAUACAGAGUUGUUGAGACAAUCUUCACGCUUAUCUCGAACGUCAUCCGUUCAACGAUCUCGCCCUCCCGGAUGGGAUAUUGUGGUUGAUGAUCACUUGUCAAUUGUUCCAGAAAGUGACACCCACACAGAGGGUGAAGCUCAAGGCCAGCACGAACUAAGCGAUGAAUAUCUCCAGGGUGGCCAUGAAGACUCCGGUUCAAAUCCAGUUCUGGAACGUCCAGCAGACAAGAUAACAAAAAUUCCAAGCCUGGAUGAAGCUGCAUACCCGGACGACCUACACCCGCUUGUGCAGGACCUUGUGGAAGUUGAGGUGCACAACAACCACACUACCUGGUCUGUGAUUCGCACGCACCACCGUGAAGCUUUGGCUGAAUCGCUAGCUGUAUUUGUUCAGCUGACCAUUGGCUUCUCUGCUGAUCUUGCUGUUACUAUAGCAAAGGCUGGCAAUCCCAAUACCACAGAUUGGGCCUGGGGCUUCGCCACCAUGAUGGCCAUCUACCUUUCAGGUGGUGUUUCUGGCGCCCACCUCAACCCAACCAUAACCGUCAUGCUCUGGUUCUAUAGAGGUUUUCCUAAGCGCAAAAUGCCCGAAUACUUCAUGGCCCAGUUCAUUGGCGCUUUCUGUGCCGCUUUAGCUGCGUAUGGGAUUUAUUAUCAGUCAAUCCAUCAGUGCCUUAUCUCCAACGCAAAUUCAAGUGCAGAUAUCAUCAACAGUUUUGUGACCAGUCAACGUGAGACAUGGAUUGACCCUGCCACAGCAUUCUGGAAUGAGUUCCUAGGAACUGCCAUCUUGACUGUGGUCAUUUUAGCACUCGGUGAUGACCAGAACGCCCCUCCAGGUGCUGGCAUGAACUCUCUUAUCAUUGGCCUUGUAAUCACCUGUCUGAGUAUUGCCUUUGCAUACCAAACCGGGGCUGCAUUCAACCCUAGCCGUGACUUUGGGCCGCGACUCGCUCUUCUUGCGCUCGGGUAUGGAAAACAGCUAUUUACCAAUCCUUAUUGGUUCUACGGGCCGUGGGCGGGCUCUUUGAGUGGUUCGUUUCUUGGCGCCUUUUUGUAUGACUUUAUGGUAUUCACUGGUGGCGAAUCUCCUGUCAACUAUCCCCUCGAGAGGACUCAGAGAUCUCUUAAGAAAAGCCGUACGAAGUGGGAACGUAGACUGAACGUUGCCCGCGAAAAGAUGAUAGACAGGAUAUCCCCGUGAGCAGGAGAGCAUUUCACUGCGGAUGAAAGGCCGCGCUGCUUUUAAACAACUUUACUGAAUGGUCGUUUCCUC
Molecule: messenger RNA, 2168 nt
Organism: Talaromyces proteolyticus
Lineage: Eukaryota; Fungi; Ascomycota; Eurotiomycetes; Eurotiales; Trichocomaceae
Product: MIP transporter
Exons: 2
Coding region: 225-2096 (623 amino acids)
Biological process (GO): glycerol transmembrane transport; water transport
Cellular component (GO): plasma membrane
Molecular function (GO): glycerol channel activity; water channel activity
Source: RefSeq, a predicted model, not a curated record